Messenger RNA from Xyrichtys novacula (pearly razorfish), 3966 nucleotides. NCBI's taxonomy places the organism in Eukaryota, Metazoa, Chordata, Actinopteri, Labriformes, Labridae. The record is from the annotation of a GenBank genome assembly.
GGCUAACUAUCUGCUCUUCUCGAAAACAUGUCGCCCAUGAAGCUGUGUGUUCCAGGUGAGUCCCGUGAAUAUUUACUUUCUAGAGUUUGGGACGUGGUGUAACUAGACUUUAUUUUCGUUUUUGUAUGAGUUGGCCGUUGUGGACGUCGUGGUGUUGCUGGAAAACAGAAUUUCACAUUGGUUUGACAGUACGAAUAGCAGGUUGUCAUACUAAUCAUUUUCAGCUGCAAUGCAUGUGGUAGGACUUCUCGCGUAUUUCCACGUUUUUACGCGCAUUUACACUCGAUCGUAGUGAACUGUUGUAUUAUUUACAGGUUUUGACACAGUUAAAACGAAGAUAUUAUUUCCCAUCGUUUCGGGGAGAAACUUGUACCUGCCCACAGCUGUGAGCUUGUAACUUUUACUUUCCCCAAUUUUCAUCUGCUGCCCUGCCCAUCGCCUCAGGCUCACUGCAGCAUUCCUUUCUCUCUUGUUUUGACUCAACCAUGUGAAAUCCUCUCUUUUAUUAUGUGGGUGGUUGUAGGAAAUGUCACCGAAAUAAUUUCAUUCAUCAGAAGCUUGUGUGAAUGACCAUUUGAACCGAAAAAAACACGCCUGAAUGCAGUCACUAAAAGUCUUUUAAGAUUCUGCAAGAUGGACAUUUCCGCCAUGUUAAUACCCAUUAUGGUAUUUUACAGCAAUAAUAACUCCACACGUUUACCAACUUUUUAGAAUUCAUCACAACAUGGAUUAUGUCGACUUUAUCUAUCCUGCUAAGGAAGUUUUUUCAGCCUUCAAAGUCAAGAAGUGCAGAGAUUUUUCUUCUUUUUUAAAACAAAGUAUUGGUCUGUCAUGACUUGGUGAUAUCCUGCCCUGUUUCACGAAUAGAUCACCUUGUACACAGUCAAACAAGUAUAUAGCAGCUUAAAUAAGAGAAACGCAUACUUAUAAAUAUGCUGUUUGCUCAGGUAGUGAGAGAGAGAGUCAAUUUUUUCCUAGUCACCUGCAGGUUUUAAUAUCUUAAAAGUGGAUUAUUUAUUCCUGAUUUUUUUGUUUAUUUGUUUACUUUCACUUUAAAUACUGAAGCCUACAGCAUGUCCAACUUUUCUCCAAUAUUGCCUCUGUUUUUCCCCCUCUCUGUUUCUUUCCAGGUGACAAGCUGUGCAGUGUAGAAGACUGUAUUCCCGGCACAGGGGUAUACCUGCGGCAUGGCUACAUAUACUCCUCUCUUGCAGGAUAUGUGCUGAGGAAGAACGAAGGAGAGGAGGUGGGUGUGGUGCAUGUGGGUCGGAGAAAGGUUGGGGAAAACUACAGAAGCAGUCAGGCACGUGGGAGUGCCAGGGUGAAAGAAUUUCGCAAUGUUUGUGAAUGUGCCUGAACAAAAAUAGAUCUGCUCAUUGCCUGUGAUGAAAAGCGCACCAUGUGACAUGUCUUUCCUUCAGGCUGUUUUGAAUUUCAAUCAUGAAACCUGAACUGUAUUAAUAUGUGACAUAUUGCUACAUAUGAUUUUUCUCUCUUUGUAGUUACCUGUGAUCUCAGUUGUGAGGGAAACAGAAACACAACUAUUACCAGAUGUAGGAGCAAUAGUUACUUGUAAGGUAUGCAACACUAUCAGAUAAGAGUUUUCUUUAUUCAAAGGAUCUGCUUAAAGGAUCAUUUAAUUUAAGAGUGGGUUUGCCCUUAGUUUUAAAGUUCUUUUCUCUGGUAGGUAACAAGCAUCAACCCUAGGUUUGCAAAAGUCCACAUCCUUUAUGUUGGCUCCACACCACUGAAAGACCGCUUCAGAGGGACGAUCAGGUAAAACCACAUAAAAAAAAAAAAAAGUCCCUAUAAAGAAAACUAGGUUUGCACCCUGUUUAUCCCUUAAGUGAUCUCUUUCAUUCUUAUUCUGCAGGAAAGAAGAUGUGCGUGCCACAGAGAAAGACAAGGUGUGUUUGAAUUUAUCACUUUCGGCAGUUUUUGUCUUUUUCAUUGUGCAGAGCUUGAUUGAUAAGAGAUGACAAGCUUUGAGUAAAACUUUCUUUUUGUUGUGGCAGGUGGAGACAUACAAAAGCUUCAGACCUGGCGACAUUGUCUUGGCAAAAGUUGUAUCCUUCAGCUGCACUCGUCACAAAAACCAAAUACCUACUCUGGAGAGAGAGAGAGAUCAUAAGUAUUAAUAACCUAGGAGUAUAAUGGAUACUUUAAAGUUUCAGAUCAUCCUGCUGAGUUAUUUCUUAUCUUUCAUAUGUUUUAGCUUCAACUUAAAAACUGCAUGUAGAAUUGGGCAAUAAGUAAAUUCACAGAACUUGAGCGGUGUUGUUUUCACUGCUGUUUUUUAACCCUUGACCUGUGAUGUCAGAUCUCUCUCGGUGAUGUGCAGUCAAACUACCUGUUGACAACAGCAGAGAAUGAACUGGGGGUGGUAGUGGCUCACAGUGAAGCAGGUAACUAUUGUCUCCUCAAAUAGACACAAAUUUAUUUAUAUUGAAAAAGUCCACAGAAUGAUUUCAGCAUUGACAGCGUCCUGUUUGACCACAGGGUGGCGUGAGAGUAACUCCAAUGAUUAUUGCAGGAACAAGUGGACACUCUGUAAAGAUCGCAGUUUAUUUUAGACUGGUAACACAUAGCAACUUAUCAUAUUUUUCUGUGUGAAGAAGACAUCAACAUGAUAAUUGAGGUAUAUUGCUCCUGUAAAUCAGCUUAAUUUUACUGCUUAAACAAAUGAAUGUGCAUGAUGAGCACCAAGGCAGAGAAGUCACAGAUCUCUGCCUGGAACAAGUAUAAUCGUGAGACAAAAAAGCUCUGUGCCCCAUGCACAAGAAUAACAAGAGUCCACUGACUGCAGCAUUAUCUUUUUUCUGAUCCAGGUGCCCAGAUGGUUCCCAUCAGCUGGUGUGAGAUGCAGUGUCCACGAACCCACGCGAAAGAGUUCCGCAAAGUGGCACGUGUGCAGCCCGAAUAUCUACAGGCAUAAGAAAGCCCUGCAGCUUCUUUCUUCCACAAGGAACACACAGCUUCCCCUCCCUCCCUUCACACCACUGUCAAGCAGCCUCUUAACUGUGUUUCAUGUCUGUCUGAGAGACUUAGCGGCUACUUCAAUUUCAAGACUUGUCUGUUUUUAUAAUGGCUUUCCCUUCGCACGUUAUGUCAUCAUUAAUUGUGCUAGCUUGAAAACACAAAAGCAAACAGCUAAAUUGUGAGGACAUGUUAUAAACAAUGAAGCUACUGUUGAAAAGACAUUUUGAACGAAAUCAUUUGCAGACACAAGCAAGACAGAGUUUUACAGUUACCUGUAGCUGUCAGACUUUUCUUGGGACCUCCAUGUCAGAAAGCUAAAAGCAGCAGCAUUCUGCACCAAAUCGAGAGAGGUGCUUUUGUUUUUUUUUACUGAUGCAGGGUUCAUUCAGUCAAAAGUAUUAUGACAGAUAGGUCCUGGGAAGGAUGGCAGUUGGUGCAUGUUGCUGAAUGCACAGACAUGAGACUUGUCGAGACAAGACCCACAGUCAUACUUGCGUUAAGGCAAAAAAAUGUGCAUUUUGUAACUAAACAUUUUACAAAGACUGUGGGUGUUUGUGGUCUAAAAUGAGAACUGGAUGUUAUGCUUUGAAAUAUGUCAUCAUGUAUGGGGUUAACCUGUUUUUUUAAAUACCUUGUCCAUGAAUGUGAUGACAUCCAUUUAGCUGAGAGACAUUUUGUUCUCAAAUGCUAAUUUCUCUGCACUCUAGACAGCAGUUUUAAGAGAGAGUCUGUGACUAAAAGGGCCUUCUCUUUAAUCUGAAUCACAACACAGCGGAACAGUGAAGUAGAUUAUGAUAGUCAAGUAUUUCUUUGGUUUUCCUGCACAUUAUGGAAAGUUUAUUAUGAGCCAACAAUAAGAGAGCAGAAAUGUUUCUAUGGUAUCUUUGACGUAACGUGUACUUGGAUAUUCCUUAUCCUGUCUUUCAUCUUACAGCAGGAUGUCAUUCAUGUGCUGGAUUGGAAUAAAAUGACUAUCAAAACCAUGGA